This is a messenger RNA of Gossypium raimondii (Peruvian cotton), 2009 nucleotides long. RefSeq names its product U1 small nuclear ribonucleoprotein C. The transcript has 6 exons. The coding region runs from base 372 to 1073 and encodes 233 amino acids. The record is from RefSeq and is a predicted model, not a curated record. Lineage: Eukaryota; Viridiplantae; Streptophyta; Magnoliopsida; Malvales; Malvaceae.
UUUUGAAUUAGACAAGAAGAGGUAUUAAAUUGUUGAAACUAAAAGGAAAGAGAUUAAAUUUCAAAAGUCUAAAAAAUACAGGGACUAGAGGCAAAAUAAAACCAAUUUUCUUUCUCUUCCACCUGGGUUAACCAAUUUUAGUCAAAUUAUAAUAAGAAAAAAAAAAAAAGGAGAGGGAAUUACGCUGAAUAAUAAAAUGUUUGGCGGGUUUGAAAAAUUCAGCGCCAUUUUUGCUUUAAAUUCAAUCAAAAUUCUCCACCACAGAGAGAGGGCCUUUUUAAAAUCAAAAGGAAUAAAUUUAUACCCCGAUUCUUCAUUUACAGUUUCGGGGUGUUAAUUAUAAUACUCGUUUUCUUCCAAACUGUAACUCAAUGUCGGGUAUUCAAGGCCAGAUUCUCGACGUUACUGUUGUGGGGUGUAAAAAAUUGAAGGAUACAGAAUGGCUCUCGAAGCAAGAUCCCUACGUUUGCCUUGAUUAUGCAAACACCAAGUAUCGUACAAAAACCUGCACUGAUGGUGGGAAAUCACCCAUAUUCCAAGAGAAAUUCACAUUCUCCUUGCUUGAAGGGCUAACAGAGGUCAAUGUAGUGGUCUGGAACAGCAAUACUUUAUCUAGUGAUGACUUAAUAGGCUAUGGAAGAGUUCAAUUGCAGAAGGCUAUUUCUCAAGGUUAUGAUGAUAGUUCUUGGGCCAUUCAAACCAAAACUGGCAGGUAUGCAGGAGAAGUACAGCUGAUACUGCAUUAUCCCAACGCCAAACACCAAGCCUCAGGAGGAUAUAGUCAACCGUCGGCACCACCAGCAUAUGCACCGCCACCUCAUCAACCACCUCCAUACGGCGGACCACCAGUUCCAGCUCCUUAUCCACCACCAGGUCCGGCGGGUUAUCCAGCUCCACCGUAUCCUGGUGGUUAUCCUCAACAACCCUUGUAUCCUCCAGCCACGUAUCCUCUUGGACCAGACCCAUAUGGCGGAUACCCUCCUCCACCAGGCGCUUACCCUCCUCCACCCUAUUACCCUCCAGGUAACAUCAUUGGUCCCAUCUUAGAUUAUCUUUUGGCACUAAUUAUAUAAUACCAGCAAAAUUACUCUGCAGGUCCCUAUAUUAUAGACCAAGUGUAUUGGGGUCCCUAUAGUUUUAAAAUGGGCACAAAGAUUCAUUCUCCUUAGAAUAACAAACAAAAUGCCAAAAUUAUCAUUUUUUAUAACAUUACGUCUCGAGUCCUCAAAACCUCGAAACUAAAUUAAAAAUGCUGUAUGACUUGAGAUUAAAGUAUCAAGACUUGAGGGUCAAGUCUCAAAACUUGGAAACAUCAAAGAAAAAAAUCUUGAAACAAGAGUGGCAAGUCUUGAUACCCUGAUCGUAAGGUACCGAUAUCAAGUCCACUAUUUUGAUACUUUGAGCUAGUAAUCGUAUCUUAAUUUCGUAGUUGAUCUUGAUUCUUGUCUCACAUUGAAUCACUAUGAAGUUGAAAAAUUCACUCUUAUAGCUUGAAAUCUAAGCAUAAUGCCAUGUUUGUUAAUUUAAUUUAAAUGUAUAUAUUUGAUAACAAUUUGUUCUCUGAGUUGUAUCAGCAACAAAAUGUGACAUCUCGCAUUUAGGUUCAUCGUUUGAGUCGAUUGCGGAGUGUCACAUUAAUAUUUGAAAAAAAAUAUAUUAUAAUUUCUAUAAAAAAAUAUUGUACUAUGCAAUUUUUUUGUGGAUUUGGUAUUUAUUAUUAUUUGAUCGAUUUUAGUCUUUAUUUUUUAAAAUGUGUAUUUCAAUUUUAAAGUUAAACAUUUUAGGUUAAUAUCAGGAAAUUAUUUAUUUAAACAUUUGAUGAUGUGAUGUGUACAACUUGAUAUUUCUUUUAUAGUUGGACAAAAUUUUGCACAUUAAAGGGAAAAAUAGAAGAGAAGCUGGUAUAAUAUUUGUCCAAUUGCAUGAAGAAAUAAUUACAUGUCCGAAGAAAUGAGCUAUGGAAAAUUAUUUGAUUGAACUAGCAAAAAAAGAAAAAGUAGGCACAAGGA